GGCAAGUAGAAUAAUCGGGCAGGCAGGGCAAUUCGACCCCUGACUUACCUUGCCUUGGCUGUUUCCUUGUUCGUGAAGAAGCACGGUCGUUGUGCCUUCCCUAUAAAAACGGCAAGAGCUCAUAAAGCCCUUCCGCUCCGGAACCAUCACUGUCCACAGUACCGUAUCUUCUCCUUCAUUUGUGAACCUGAACUCCCACAGCAGCAGCCAUGCGUCUCCCUCAACUCGCCGCCACCCUUCUGGCCGUAGUAGGCAACACGAACACCGCCUUCGCCAAACCCGUUCAGUCUCGAGACACUGUAUCAGCCAAGUACUGCGACGCCUCCACCGACAUCUGCUACUCCGAGUUCAUCAGCCCCGAGAAGAUCGCCUACCGCUUCGCCAUCCCCGACAACGCCACCGCCGGCAACUUUGACAUCCUGUUGCAAAUCCUGGCUCCCAACACCGUCGGCUGGGCGGGUCUAGCCUGGGGAGGCGUCAUGGUCAACAACCCCCUCCUAGUCUCCUGGCCCUACCAAUCCACCAUCAUCGUCUCCAGCCGCAAAGCCUCGGCGCGCACCUACCCCCAGGUUUCCGACGACGUCAACUACAAGGUCCUCGCCGGCUCCGGAAGCAACGCGACGCACUGGACGCUCAAUGCGCUCGCCCAGGGCGCGAGUGCGUGGGGGACUACCAAGCUGGAUCCCAGCAGCAACGCGGUUUCGUUUGCUUAUGCGCAGUCGGCGUCGCCGCCGACGAACCCGGCAGAUGCGGCUAGUAGGUUUAGUAUGCAUCAGAGCAAGGGGAGGUGGAGCCAUGAUUUGGCGAGUGGGCGGAUUGCGAACUUUGCGAGUGCUGUUGAGCAGCUUGAAAAGCCGGAGGAGGAGGAGGAGAAGUAAGUAGAGGUAGGUAGGUGGGGGAGUGGGCUAGACUGAGUGGGAUGGAAGGCAUGGGGUGGUGAUUGAAAUGAGGAGCGAGGAUUGAUGAAGAAAAAAGAAAGUUGGUGACAAUGAUGAAACACCAUUUGGUUGGCAGACGUUAGCUGGGGCAGUAUGUAGAGAGAGAAAGAUGCAAAAGAAGCGUUUCCCAACAAGAGAUACACGGUCGGAACGAAAGAUCUGUAUGCAUACUGGACUUACCUCGUAGAUAGGUAUCUAUCAUAUGCGUCCAAAGCGUACUUGGAUGUGUGCCAGGCAUCAGGGGUAUUAGGCAAAACCAAAUGGAGCGGCGAUCCCGCUUGCACCACCCCUUCGAUAUGCCUUCUGAUGUAAGCGAGCCCUACCUACCUUCAGAUAAAAGACCCAGCUCUUUACUACCCACCCGUCAGAGAACAAUCAUAGAGUUAUCAGCGAGUCAUCGAGCCCAACGAGUGAUCAGACGGGCUU
Molecule: messenger RNA, 1364 nt
Organism: Neurospora hispaniola
Lineage: Eukaryota; Fungi; Ascomycota; Sordariomycetes; Sordariales; Sordariaceae
Exons: 2
Coding region: 210-878 (222 amino acids)
Source: RefSeq, a predicted model, not a curated record